Molecule: messenger RNA, 1391 nt
Organism: Ziziphus jujuba (common jujube)
Lineage: Eukaryota; Viridiplantae; Streptophyta; Magnoliopsida; Rosales; Rhamnaceae
Exons: 3
Coding region: 208-1152 (314 amino acids)
Molecular function (GO): polysaccharide binding
Source: RefSeq, a predicted model, not a curated record
GGUGCAAGGGAAAAAAAAUUAAAAGAAACAAAAAAAGAACAAAAGACAGAAUGUUGAAAACUAAUCACCUCCACCGAUUCCAAUUUUUUCAAACUACAGAAAUCACUCUUGUCUCCACAGUCCCUUCCCUUCUUCCAUUCUAACUUUGCUCUGCUUUUCUCACUUCACCAUCCUUUUCAGUUACUUCACCAAAACCCUAUCCAAACAAUGACAACUUCUUCACAAACCCAUCAACUCAUUAUCCACAUUUUCCUUUUCUUCCUCCUCCAAACUCUCUUCACCGCCGUCCAUGGAAAUCACAACCACGCCGUCCCAAUCAACGGCACGUGCCACGAAACCUGCGGAAACAUAGCGAUGAAAUACCCAUUCGGCACAGGUUUCGGCUGUGGACACCCGGAUUUCUCCAGAUACAUCAAAUGCGAUUCUGGAUCGCUCCAAUUCUCCACUGGUACCGGAAUAUACACCAUUUCCGGCAUCGAUUACCCAAGCAACACCCUCAUCGUCACCGACCCAUUGAUGUCCACCUGCUCUUCGAUGCAAAACUCCGGCAGCUUCAGCCUCGACCGUACGAGCCCGUUCACCAUAGCUGACGAGAACAUCUUCGUCUUGCUGGGGUGCUCCACCACCUCGCCGGUGUUCGACGCGGACGAAGAUCUGUGCGAUACAGGGUCGGGUUUGCGGGUCUGCAGGGGAUUGUACACUUGUAAAGGAGUUUCCGGAAUUGGGUUGCAGCCCUAUGCUCCGAUUUCGACUUGCUGCGUUUACGAUUCGCAACUGGGGCUGGUUUCGAGGGAUUUCGCCAUUGAUCUUCCGAAGCUUCAGUGCUCGUCGUACACUUCGAUUUACGAGUUUGGGGACGAAGGGGAUCCGACGAAAUGGAGAUUUGGGAUUCAGUUGCAGUAUAACGAUUCGUAUUAUACGAAUGAAUGCAAGAAUUGCGAAGAGAGUCGUGGGAUUUGUGGGUUUGCUGGUUUGGACCAGUCGUUUUCUUGUGUUUGUCCCAACGGCAUGAAUACCACUGUCAAUUGCUUUGGACGAGGGUACGCCUUGAGUGGAACAUUGGGACAAGAAAUUCAAAUUAAAAUGAAUAUUGCAGGAUUCUUGAUCUUAUGGGGAUUAAUAUUCAUUGGAAGCAGAGAAAAGGCUUUUUGAGAAGGUAACAAAACGUAAACGAGGAUCAGCUUCAACGGCUGCAAGCAAACUAAACAACCCUUUCAUGGUCUCAAAGAAAGUAGCAGCUAGCUAGCAUGGUUUUGUCAUCAUUUUAUUUGAAUACUGAUUUUUAAGAUAAUAUUUACCUCGGAUAUUAAUCUCAAAAGGAUAUGUUUCAUGUCUUGGAUUGCAGUUGUAUUGAAGAAUGUUAAAUUCAUAAUGAAAUUAAUUUAAUUUUA